UUGACUUCUCGUGGCUUCACUUUAUAAAAGAAAUCAUAGGGAUAGAGAAAAAGAAGAGGAAGGAAUAAGAGAGAAAAAACAAAUAACUUUCGCCCCCCUUCUUCUUCUUCUUCUUCUUCGAAGACAAUAUUAGUGGAAGCAAUUUGCUCUCUUAGUUGAGUAAGAAGACAGCGUCACCUGCAGGUCACUGUGAAAGGUAGUGGAGCCUCACACGUGUCUCAACACUACGCGCUUCACACCAUAAGCGUUAUUUACUUUCCCGGAAAAUGACAGUGGUCCCACCUGCAAGUCGUUCGUUUUCUUUCUUUGAUGUUCAUAAAAAAAUGAAGCAGAGUCCAGGGAGACAAAAGAACAGGAGUAUGUUCAGAUCUCAUAGCUUUUAGGAAGUUCGCGUGGAGAAACGAGAGAGAGGAUUGGUGAGAAAAGAUUACGCACAGGAAGAGAGUGUAGAGAUGGCCUCUUCUGCUUCCCAACAUAUCAUGUCUUCGUCUUCGUCUUCGUCUUCGUCUUCUUCACCAGUCGACGAAACCCCCGCCCUAAUUCCAGGCCUCCCAAAUGACCUCUCAGCUCUGAUUCUGGCCUAUAUCCCGUAUUCGUACCAUGCUCGUCUGAGGUCCAUCUGCAGGUCAUGGAGGGCCUUCCUCUCCUCCAAAGCCCUAAUCUCCCUCCGCCAGACCCACCUCCCGAUCUCUCGUCUCUCUCACCUUCUCUGCCUUUUCCCUCGGGACCCCUCCAUCGCCUCCCCUUACCUCUUUGACCCGCGCUCCCUCGCGUGGUGCCCACUCCGCCCCAUGCCCUGCAACCCCCACGUCUAUGGCCUCUGCAAUUUCACCUCCGUCUCCCUUGGUCCCCACCUCUACGUUCUUGGUGGCUCGCUCUUUGACACCCGCUCCUUCCCCAUCGACCGCCCCUCCUCCUCCUCGGCUGUCUUCCGGUAUGACGUCGUUUCGUCCUCCUGGGAAUGUCUUUCUCCGAUGCUCUCGCCGCGCGGGAGCUUCGCGUGCGCCGCCAUACCCAAUUCGGAUCAAAUUUUGGUUGCAGGCGGUGGCUCGCGGCACACCAUGUUUGGGGCUGCCGGGAGUAGGAUGAGUUCGGUGGAGAGGUAUGAUGUGAAGAGGGAUGAAUGGGUGGCGCUAGAUGGGUUGCCGCGGUUUCGAGCCGGGUGUGUGGGGUUUUUGGUGGGGAGUGGAGAGGAGAGACGGUUUUGGGUGAUGGGAGGUUAUGGUGAGUCAAGGACUAUAUCUGGCGUGUUUCCAGUGGACGAAUAUUACAGGGAUGCUGUGGUGAUGGAAUUGAAGAAUGGUGGGAAGUGGAAGGAGCUUGGGGAUAUGUGGGAGGAAGGGGAUAGGAGGCGGCUGGGGAAGAUUGUUGUUGAUGAUGAGAAUCAGGGAAUGCCUAGCAUCUUCAUGCUCGAUGGUAUUGAUAUUUUUAGGUAUAACAUGGCAUCAAACACUUGGACGAAGGAAUCAUGUGUUCCAAGAAAGGGCCCCAUUGAUUCUGAAUUUGGUUUUGUUGUAUUGGAUGGGGAGCUCCAUGUAAUGACCCUUCUUAAUGGAGCUGACUCAGUUGAAACCCGAAGGCCACGGCAUCAAAAGAAGUCGGCAACAUUGUUCAUACAGAUUUACCAUCCUGGGAAGAAGACAUGGAGAUCACUGAUCACGAAGCCACCUUUCCAUUACCUUUUUGAUUUCAAAUCGGCAGUAAUGUGCACCAUCCGAAUAUAAUCUCAGAUGACAUGUUGUUAGCGCAGUUAUUCUUUGCUUAAAUGGUUAAAUGAUUCAACGGUAGGUUUGUCUGUAUAGAUCUUUUAGUCCUCUGCUGUCAGCAUACUUCCUAUGGGUUGUACAGAUUGAUGAUGUUAUUGGUCCUGGACUCGUUGGGAAAAGUAUCAGUUUAUUCUGAUUGGAUCCUAGUACCUAUGAAUUGUAUUGAAAUCAUUGUAGUUGAAUGAAUGUAGUUCUAUAUUCAAUUUGAGAA
Messenger RNA from Malania oleifera, 1977 nucleotides. RefSeq names its product F-box/kelch-repeat protein OR23. The coding region runs from base 453 to 1724 and encodes 423 amino acids. The transcript has 2 exons. Gene Ontology annotation, molecular function: protein binding. The record is from RefSeq and is a predicted model, not a curated record. NCBI's taxonomy places the organism in Eukaryota, Viridiplantae, Streptophyta, Magnoliopsida, Santalales, Ximeniaceae.